AUGGGUAUCGAGAGCAUGAGCCCCACGGCGGCGGCGGCGGCGGCGGCGGAGGACUCCUCCUCGCGCUUCUCCGCCGCGUCCACGGCCACCACUGAGUCCGGCGCCGCGCAGCCGCCGCCGGCUGCUUCUGCAGCACCGGUCGGCGGCGCGGUCGUCGGCCGAGACGACGACGCCUCGCCGGCGGACGAGCAGGCCGUCACGUCGCAGCCGUCGGCGGCGGCCGCCGUGGCGCAGGGCUCUUCGCGGUUCAAGGGCGUCGUGCCGCAGCCCAACGGGCGGUGGGGCGCGCAGAUCUACGAGCGCCACGCCCGGGUGUGGCUCGGCACGUUCGCCGACGAGGAGGCCGCGGCGCGCGCCUACGACGUGGCCGCGCUCCGCUACCGCGGCCGCGAGGCGGCGACCAACUUCCCAGGCGCCGGGGCGUCGGCGCCCGAGCUCGCCUUCCUGGCGGCCCACUCCAAGGCGGAGAUCGUCGACAUGCUGCGGAAGCACACCUACGCGGACGAGCUGCGCCAGGGCCUGCGGCGCGGCCGCGGCAUGGGCGCCCGCGCGCAGCCCACGCCGGCCUGGGCGCGCUCGCUGCUGUUCGAGAAGGCCGUGACGCCCAGCGACGUCGGCAAGCUCAACCGCCUCGUGGUCCCCAAGCAGCACGCCGAGAAGCACUUCCCGCUGAAGCGCGCGCCGGACGCGGCGGCGGCGGCCACCGGCAAGGGCGUGCUCCUCAACUUCGAGGACGGCGAGGGCAAGGUGUGGCGGUUCCGGUACUCGUACUGGAACAGCAGCCAGAGCUACGUGCUCACCAAGGGCUGGAGCCGCUUCGUCAGGGAGAAGGGCCUCCGAGCCGGGGACACCAUCGUCUUCUCCCACUCCACGUACAGCUCGGAGAAGCAGCUCUUCAUCGACUGCAAGAAGACCAAGACGACGACGGCCGCCACCACCGACGGGGCGCCGGUGCCGGUGCUGGCACCAGCGGAGAAGAAACCAAGUACUGAAGCCCGUGUAGUGAGGCUGUUCGGCGUCGACAUCGCCGGAGACGGGUGCCAGAAGCGCGCACGGCCGGUGGAGAUUGCGUUCGAUCAUGGGCCGCAGGAGUUGUUGAUGAAGAAGCAAUGCAUCGCUCAUCACCGCUCGCCUGCCCUAGGUGCCUUCUUGUUAUAG
Messenger RNA from Miscanthus lutarioriparius, 1158 nucleotides. The record is from the annotation of a GenBank genome assembly. Lineage: Eukaryota; Viridiplantae; Streptophyta; Magnoliopsida; Poales; Poaceae.